AUGCAUAGAUACGAAAAAGCUAAGGAAGUAGUGGAUUGGCUCACUCCUGUGGAUCAUAGUGCCAUUCAACGGGAUAAGCUGGAACAACGUGUUGGCGACACUGGUCGGUGGUUCCUUGAGUCGUCGAUGUUUCAGAGUUGGGUGGAUGGUUCCGGGAAGUCCCUAACUUUGUGGUGUCCUGGCGGUCCUGGCACCGGAAAGACAAUCCUGGCUUCUAUUGCUGUCAAUCAUUUGCGCCGACGAUUCCCCAAAGAAAACACUCCCGUUCUUUGCGCUUUUGGUGACUGGCAAAACGCGGGUGCUAGGACUGCGCUCAGCAUAAUACGCAGCCUGUUGAAGCAGCUUUUAAAUGCCGAAAAUGGGCUGUCUUCCUCACUGGAGAAUCGAAUUCAAUAUCAAACGCUCGAGGAAUUCACAGAGCUUCUUAGGACCCAUUUGAAACGAUACCAUCACGCGUAUAUUGUCUUCGAUGCGUUGGAUGAAUUUCCGGGUGAUAGGAAGGAGUUGGUUUCUGUCUUGAAGUCGUUAGGGGACAAUGUUCAUCUCAUGGUCACCUCAAGAAGCAAUGCACGCAUGGAACGGUUGUUUCAGGAUGAUGAAGAACUGCGUAUUCGAGCCGACGACGACGAUAUUCGGAAAUUAAUCACGAAUAAGCUCAAUCAUGAGGAGUCUCUUUGUGUCUUCCUUACAGAUCGCGAUGAUCUGCGCCAGAGCAUACUGACUAGAGUCAUGGAGGGGGCCAACGGCAUGUUUUUCCUGGCGGAUAUGCACAUGACUCUACUAGCUCAGACCAAAGAUCGGGGUGAACUUAUUGAGGCGCUUAACAAGCUGCCAGACACUAUUGAAGGCACAUACGAGCAUUUCCUGGAAAGGGCCGAUUGUAAGCCCGAGCGAAAGAGGGACUUCGCCUAUCGAAUAUUCAGCUGGAUAGCUUUUGCCGAACGACCUCUGACGAUCUUGGAAUUACAAUACGCACUAGCCAUGCGAUCAGGAACCACGGAGCUCAACCUCGAUAAAAUCAUUGAUUUUGACCUCAUAUCAAGCGCUUGCAUUGGGCUUGUCAUCGUUGAUGGCCGAGGGUUGGUAAGAUUCGCGCACUCCACCACUCGAGAAUACUUUAUUUCUCAAAAAGACAGACUCUUUCCCGGUGUCCAAGAACACAUAACGCGUACCUGCCUAACCUACAUGUCAUUCGACAUAUUUCGCUCUCCCAAUGUCCUUCCCGUAUCAAAACCCGAAAUCUCCGCAAAGUACCCAUUCCUCAAUUAUGCGUUGAGUAACUGGCCAAUUCACGCCAGGAAGUGUGCACGGGACUCUGUGGAAGAGGAUAUCCUUGCUUUUUUGCCAACCCAAGCAGGAAUCGCUCUGUCUUUUGGCCGAACGCCAGACUCGGAACCGGAAGUACCACGCACUCCUGCUUGGUUUGCUGCCAAAUACGGUUUACUGAAUGUUCUGGAGGCUCUUGUGGAGCGAAGGGUUGAUUUGCAGCAUGAAAACGUGUUGUGUAUCGCGGCCCAUGCAGGGCAGCUCGACACAGUGAAAUUGUUGUUGUCACGCGAUGAUGUGAACGUGAAUCAAGCCGACAAGAUCACGUACCUGUAUGAUUACUCUAUUGAUCACAACAUCGGCGCCAAUCGACUCGGACUCGAGGACAGAAGAGCGUCGCCAUCUCGUCCUACUUUCUGCACGCCUCUCAUCGCCGCUGCCUCGAAUGGUUACGAAGAAAUUGUCAGGGUAUUACUAGAAUCCAAGGACAUGAGUUCGUUGAACCUCUUGCCUCCCGGUGGACCCACCGCACUAUCAGCAGCCGUAUUUGGUAACCAUGUUGGGGUGGUCAAGCUCUUGUUGUCCCAGCCUGACAUCGACACCUCGAUCCGGUUUCUGGACGAAACCCCGCUUAUGCUUGCCGGAAGGUUGUGGAGACCUAACAUUGUGAGGAUGCUUUCUUAA
Molecule: messenger RNA, 1950 nt
Organism: Desarmillaria tabescens
Lineage: Eukaryota; Fungi; Basidiomycota; Agaricomycetes; Agaricales; Physalacriaceae
Exons: 4
Coding region: 1-1950 (649 amino acids)
Molecular function (GO): protein binding
Source: RefSeq, a predicted model, not a curated record